UGAGACAGACCUCAGCCACAAAGGGACAGCGGGAGGCACAGAGACAGGUCCCAGCUGGAGCAGACCUGGGAGAAGCUGAAAGUUCCUGGAAGAACAGAGACAGACCGACCACCCUUCACUGGCCGAGGAGAGCCCUGUCCAUGCUGUGAUGGAUCCCAGGAUGGGAGAGAGAGUGGGGAUUUUGCUCUGGGCGCUGCUGUUCCUGGGGGGGGUGGGAGCCAUCUGCCAGACGGGCAGUGCCAGCGAAUGCCAAAGUGCGACCCCGGUACCAGGGUCCAGUCUGGCUGGAGAGGGUUUCGAUGUGGUGACACUGUCACGCAAGGGGGCGUAUGUGGUGAACGUGGAGAGUUGGAGUCGUCGGGAUGGGGCCUGCACCCUCUGUAAGAACUCACUGAUGGGGGGUAGGUGGCAGCGGCUCCCCCUGGCCGCAGCAGACUGGCGGGCUCUGCGUAAUUGUCCCCGGGCUGUUUCCAGUCAGCUCUUCCACUCGCUCUCUGAGCUCAUAAAGUCAAUCGGCUCCAGUGUGGACAACAGCUGGAGCACUGGCCUAAAUCUACCCACCCAGCACUUGCAGUCAAUUGGUUCCAAAUCCAAGCUCAUGAAUUUUGCCAUACGGAAGGCCAAAUCAGGCUGCUACAGCUUUGCUAAACAUGAGUUCCGCUGUCAUCUUUACCGCUACCGCCUGAAGGACCAACCCCCCCUGGCACCCCAGUUCUCUGCCCGUCUGGACCAGAUCACCAACACUUCCUAUGAGGGAGCCCGGCACCACUACCGCCAACUAGUGCAGACUUUUGGAACUCACUUCAUUCACUCGGUCGAUAUGGGCGGCUCCUUCCAGGGUGUGACAGCCAUUCACACCUGCCAAGCUGCUGUGGAGGGCAUCACCCCCGAGCAGGUGAAGGACUGCCUGGGGAUAGAGGCCAGUUAUCAGAUGGUGGCGAUGGGCAAGGGCAGAGUGGGCACAGGUUUCUGUAAGAAAAAGGCUUCUUCCCUGAACCAGACCAAAACUUUCCACCAGGCCUUCAACGAGAGGCUGACAGAAGCCGUGGGAGGACAUGCCAGUGGUGACACAGACAUCCCCUUUUCCUCUGACCCUGCCAGCUUCACCCGAUGGCUGAAGAGCCUUGAGGUCUCACCAGGUAUCAUAAAAUACCAGCUGGCCCCUCUCCAUCUCCUGCUACCUAACACUGACCACCGCCGGGAACAGCUAAGGCUCUACCUCAGCGAGUACAUUUUGGCCAACGCCAUGAAACGGGACUGCUCCAAAACCACCUGCCCCACUCCUGGGAGCAGAAGCAGAUCCGAUCCCUGUUCCAGCCAAUGUCAGGAGAGCUUCCAGGUAGACAGUCACUGGUGCCACACGUGGAAGGGCACAGGGCACCUGUUUGUCACUAUCAAGAGCGGCUUAGGUCUCUGGGGCGACUAUUUAUCUGGCACUGACGGUUUUGUGGUGGUCUCUUACGGUAAUGCCAAAGGUCGGACCAGGGUGAUAAACAACAACAACAACCCUAUCUGGAACACCAGACUGGACCUGGGGGUGGUGGUUGCCCACAGCAACGUGAGACUCACCGUGGUUGUCUAUGAUAAAGAUAUCUUUUGGAACGAACAUCUGGGGACCUGCAAGGUGCCUCUGAUCUCUGGUGUCCAUGAUCAUUCCUGCCACCUUAAGCAUGGCAUGGUCACCUACCAAAUUUCCUUCACCUGUGGCGGCCACUUGUAUGGUCGCACCUGCCACCGGUGUCACCGGAGUCCAGGAGCCCGUGGGUUCACCGGGCUCCUGAGGACCAACCACUCCUCCCACUCGUCUGACUCCCCCACCGCCCUUCCUUCAGGGAAUGCCCUCUUCAAAGUUAUCAACCCCUAACCCUUGACCUCUCACCAACCUCACUCCCAGGCCCAACGCUGCUUUCCAACCCCCCAGGCCUGCCAUCAUACCACCCCUCCCCUCUUUCCCUCUCCCCCGUUCAUCAUUCCCAUUGCCCAGAUAUUUUCCCCCCUAUUCUCCAUGACCCUGUACCCAUCAUCCUCUGUGUCUCAUCAGUCCCAUUGCCCUGACCUUUCCUCUCUCACCCACUCUGGCCCAAGGAACAAUUCUCUCCAGGACUCCUUCCUCACAUCCAUUCCCAUGAUCCUCUGUUGCCAAGGUCACCUUGUCUUCAGUCCAAUCUCCCGACCUUUGCACUAUCACCCUUAAUAGUCCAGGUCACAAUAUCCCACACUCCCACCAGUCCCAGGCUCAGCCUCUCAGUGAGAGACCCCACAUAAC
Messenger RNA from Mobula hypostoma (lesser devil ray), 2266 nucleotides. Its product is annotated as perforin-1-like. The transcript has 2 exons. Gene Ontology annotation, biological process: defense response to virus; T cell mediated cytotoxicity; immunological synapse formation. Gene Ontology annotation, cellular component: membrane. Gene Ontology annotation, molecular function: wide pore channel activity. The record is from RefSeq and is a predicted model, not a curated record. The coding region runs from base 149 to 1864 and encodes 571 amino acids. Lineage: Eukaryota; Metazoa; Chordata; Chondrichthyes; Myliobatiformes; Myliobatidae.